AUGACAACGAAUUGCACGUUAAACUUCGAGUGUGGGUCUCCCUUACUGAUGAAUUAUUCAGGAACAGUCGACAUCUACAGCGUUGAUCACCAUGGAUACAAAACGUGCGACGCAACCCAGGGAAAAAUCCUCGCCUCUUUAAAAUGUGGGGAGUACCAUGCUAACGAGGCUAUCAGAGCUCUGGAUUUUAUUAGAAAGGAUGUAGAAACUUAUUACUUCAUUGGUAAGUUUGAAUUCAGGACAAUUAUUCUGACCCAAAACAGAAAAGCCUGGACUGGAAAAUCUCAAACUAUUUUAUAUACUUGAGUAAGCGCUUCGAAUAAAGAGUGCACACAUUCGUUUUUCUCAUGUAGGCCAUCGAGCGACAUAAGAGCUGCAUGUAAAAUUGAUAUUUCAGACGAAACGCAUACAUUAUUAGUUUUCCUUUUUGUGUUUAUUAACUGAAAGCAAUCCUCGGAAACCCACGGGCAGUCAGUCGAGUGAGAAAGGUCACGACAAAAGUCUUCAAGACCAGGCGAAAGAGCCCCUGUGUACCCACUCUCACCGGACCAUUUCCAAAUGGUAAAGAAAAUGUUGGCUUAUAAUUGGGCACAAAAAAUACUUUGUAUUAUUGUUCGUUCACCAAGGUUGAGCGUGCAAGGAAAACUUUCAUUUUCUACUUCCCUAACAAGAAACGAAGGAACUACCGAUGACUCAGGAAAACGUUUCGGAUGAUAUCAGCAGGACCACUCCAAUUUGCCCCGAGAAAGUUCUGUUUCUGACCGAUUACAAGGUAUGGUAAGAGAUAUUUACGAAGGUGUGAUCGAUGCAAGCUAGUUGUAAGCUCAAGUUUGUAUUUUUGGAAAAGCGUCUUUAAAAUACCGUUACAUACGGUUCCAUGUUUUAGUUUUCGGCUAGACAGUAUUUUGAAAUGGACGGUGUCUUUAUCAAACUGAAAGUUUCCUGACUGCGUGCAUUUCUUUGCAAGUAUGGCGAAAAAAAUAGCCGUCGUGUACGAACACACGAAAAUAACUCGGGGGAUACUGUUGGCCGAUUGGGAGCAAUAAUACCGGCAAAGGAUUUUUUUGUGCCCAAUCAGGAGCCAGCAUUUGCUUGACCGUUUGGAAAUGGUCUGGUGACCGAGUCGGUACUCAGGGCCUGCCUCUUCGGCCGGUGCUUGAAAACUUUUUUCGCGCCUUUUCUCCCGACCCUACUGAAUGCACCUGGCUCUCCGAGGAUGAGGAUGACUGAAACUACGUCGCCUUAAAUGACGGUGUGCCCAGAAAGAAUAUUAAGCGGUCAGACAUUUUUGGGCCUAGCAGGGUUCAAGUAUAAGACGGUAUAACUGAGAGACCAACAAUAUCGCGAAUAAAUUGACCAAUAACUAGAGUUUAAUAGCAUCAACUGACGUGAUACAACCCACUUUGACUCUGAAGAUGACUACCACACAGGUUGUCGAAACGUCAGUGAUUGUCAACAAAAACAGUCCUAUUCAGGACAACGUUCACCCGGACGAUCAUACUCAACCUACUUAUAGUGUUUAUAUGUGUUAAUCGGAGGGCUGCAUUUGAAAACGAGAUAAAAUUUAGCUUAGCAUGGUUUUUCUUUUUCUUUUAGGUUUUGCUCGAAUGAAAACUAAACCAGAGAAACCAGUUCUAGUAGGAGGAACAUGCAAGUCACAUAAAUCCAAUUUGAAGAUUCACAUUUGCGCUCUUGUUCGAAAAUCACAUGGAAAAUUCUGCGCCAUGAAAUGUAUGAUUUAAAAAGAGGUGUAGGCCCAGGAGGGUGACUAUGAAAGUCAGUCUAUGAAUGUAAUUUACCCCCUAAAUGAGGCCAAACUGAUUGUGGAUCAGGCUAUUAUCUAAUGCAUACCAUACAGUACGGUACGCCUUUGUUGCAAAACCAUUUUUCCAAAAAAAUAUUGAAAUACGCAAUUCGUGUUGUGAAAUGCCUUUCUCUAUAAAAUUCAAGAGAGUAUUAAGUCCGCAGCUGGCUUCUUCUUGUCCCUGUACAUUCUUGUCCCCACUGCUUCCGUUUCUGACUCCGCGAUCAUGCGCAGAAGAGAUCUGGGUCUAGCCUCCCACGCAGACGUUCUUAGGGGUUAGUUACGCGUUCCUAUCCCACCAACAUGGGGCAGGAACGCGUGACGAGCCCCUAAGAACGUCUGCGUGGGAAGCUAAUCUGGGUCGAGAUUGGUCCCGACAGACAAUAGCUUCAUAAUACCAAGACAGAGACAACUUUCACUCCGUUCAAUGGUAACUUUUUUGUUUUCUCUCUGCCUUAAGCACUUCCUAAAGUCCUCGCCAGCAAGCAAAUAAAACAGAAAGACAAAGAAGAGAAGCCCAAAGGUUCCUUGAAGACUUUUUACAUCUCCAUGAUUAUCGUCGGCAUUCUUGGUGUGCUCAUAGCUUUGGCAAUGUGCAUUUUCCAACCGCUUAAGAGGUAAUCCGAGAGGGGUUACAUGCACACACGUUUGGGUAUGAGAUUGUCAUUAAGGGUUUGAAAUCCUGAAAACUCCGCAAGUGUGGCUCUGUAUGGCUGCCGGUACCUUGCCCACGCGCAAAGUUUUAUCAUCGUGACCUUGGCAGACAAGGACGUAAACAAACUGUAAUAAAACAAAACUCAAUGCAGGGCAGGCACUACGGCAAAGGGCUGAUUUAUUAUAGGGCAAUAUUUCGGCUAUCAAAAUUGACCUUCUCAGGGCCAGAACUAUACCGAGAGAAAAUAUAACUACUGACUUGGAAACCGACAACGAAAGUCACUAUUAAUAUAUGUUCAUGUAAAGGACUUUUGUAUAGGUAAUAGCAUGAUUUGUAGUGAUAUUUGGCAUAAAUACCACGAGUGAUAUUUCAAAAUUGUUUUACGUAAUUUCACGAGCCGUUAGGCGAGUGAAAUUUGGACAAUUUUGAAAUAUCACGAGUGGUAUUUAUGCCAAAUAUCACUAAAAAUCAUGCUAUUAUUUGUUUAUACUACUACCCACAAAAGGUUUGUAAUUUUCACAUGUAGGUAUUUCAAAUUAAGCUGAAUUACCACUGCUCUAAACCAAUCAAAUUGCAGAAAUUUCUCAUGUGGUAGUAUAAUAAUCCUAAUACAUAUCCCUACUCAACAAUGCAACCAACAAUGCAACCAACAGGCACGCAUCCAGUUUCAAAGUAUAAUUCCACUACUCCUCUAAAGUCUAAUUCACACAUCCCCAGGUCAAAUAUUUUCUGUAAGUAAACUUUAUUUCUUUAUUUAGCCAACAGGUCAGUGGUCGAAGAAACGUGUCAAACCGAAAAUCAAACAAGGACACAGCUUUCCAGCGUCUUCAUGACAAGUACCGUGUUGAAGACAUGGAGGAGGGAAACAAAUAA
Porites evermanni is the source of this 3332-nucleotide messenger RNA. NCBI's taxonomy places the organism in Eukaryota, Metazoa, Cnidaria, Anthozoa, Scleractinia, Poritidae. The record is from the annotation of a GenBank genome assembly.